AUGAUGACGAUGGUGAUGCUGGAGCUGAAUCGGGAGCUUCAGCGAAUGGAUGGAUUGGGGUGGAAUUCCUCCUUACGUGGACUGAUUGGCUGCAAGAAAGACAAUUACCUGACGCAGUAUCUUAUCUCUCGGGGCUUCAAACUUUCAAUAAGAUUUUACCGCGCCUCCCUCGACUAA
Molecule: messenger RNA, 177 nt
Organism: Aspergillus clavatus NRRL 1
Lineage: Eukaryota; Fungi; Ascomycota; Eurotiomycetes; Eurotiales; Aspergillaceae
Exons: 2
Coding region: 1-177 (58 amino acids)
Source: RefSeq, a predicted model, not a curated record